AACCAACUAAUUUCGAUAAAAUACGAAAAAAAAUUGACGUAUGCGAUUAAUUGUACAGGAGUUUCAGUUCGAUACUACACAAUCUCAUCUCAUUAGCUAUUACAUGUGUAGGUAGAGGUACUUAGUUUCCACGUUUAUAUGUAGGUACAAUUGUGCGUUUUUUAAUAAUGCAAGUGCUAUUGUUUGAAAUACUAUUCUCGAAGUUGUUCCAUAGAUAGCUCAAUACUUAUUCGUUGGUAUACGUAUGUUAAUUGUUAAACGAAAACAGACGAACUUUUGAGUGCUGUGAUUGACAUAUUACUCCCCCAUUUACAUAGAAGGUCACUCGUUCAAAUGGCAUGGAUUCAAAACAAAUCAGUCGCUUCAAAGAUUCACAUUCACGCAGAUAACACCUUGAGUCGGUGAAUCAGAUCAAAGCACAUUGAAUCGUGGAAACUUUCUUCUUUUAGAAACAUGUCAUCAAAAGAAAAAAAGUCCAGAAAACUUUCUGAUGAUGAAGAAACAAAAAGAUCAGAACAUCAUAAAAAGCAGAAAACUGGAGAAGGUGCACAGGAUUUGACAACAAAACAACCAGCGCCAAGUUGCAGAUCAGUAACUGUUGAUAACGAAGAAAAUGCAACACAAAACAGUACGGUUGAAAUAAACGCAUCCAAAACUUCUACCUCGUCAACAGAACUAACACUGAAUGAAGACCUUAAAUCGGAACCAGAAGAAACUGAAGAAUAUAAAACUGCAAGGUUAAAAAAUCUUAUUCGUGGUAUUGAUUAUCAAUUAAAGUUAUUAAUUUACUUUAUGCAACGUGGCCUUGAACAGUAUACUUUUGCUUUAGCAACAGAAAUGGCUGAUGCAGCAGAUUUUGAUGAUUUAGUUUUUAGAUACAGAGAAAAAAACGGCGAGUGGGUAUAUCGCUUUUUGCAAGCUAAACAUAUACGUGAUAAUAAAAAACAAAUCACUGCUACUGAUUUACUCAGCGAAGCCAAAAGCAAAAACAAUUUUGGCCUAAAAAAAUAUUUUGAAUGUUUUCGCAAAAUAAAAACACAUCCGACGUUUAAAAAUUGCAAGAUUGGGGAUUUCAUAAUUUUUACAAAUAUUGGUUUAGAGAACAUUGAUUAUUUCAUGCCAGUAGAAGAAAAUGAUGAAAUAUUAACUUUCGAGGAGGGAAAUGCUAAACUACUGAAAUUUGAUAUUGAAAAAUUUCCUGCAAAGGAAGACUUAAGAUCUAUACUAGGAGGCAGUUCACAUGAUGUUGAGACUGAAAUAACUGAUUUUUUCGAUAAGUUGGUAUUUGCCGUUGAUAUGCCUGAUGAAGCAAGGCUCGAUGAAAUCAUUGCAAAAAAUAUGAGCCGAGAAUUCAACUUGAUGGACAGUACUCUAGUCACGAAUGACCUUUACAUAAAUAUAUUAAAUUGGUUGAGAUCAAAAAAAAGGUCCUUUUUUAAAAAUCAAUGGGGGAAAAAAUGUUUUGAAAAAAUAAAGCUCAGUAUUGGCAAGUUGAAAGUAUCCGGUAUCACCUACAAAUACUGUGAAGAAAUCAAACAAUAUGGCAUAGAAUUUAACAAUAUUCCUUCAAAAUUAAGCAAUUUCUUGAAUCACACAGAUGAACAAAUUCUCAUCCUUACUAGUUCAUGCAAAACCACCAGAUUAAGUGCAAUCAAAGUAAUCCAAGCAUUAAAAGGUAUGAAAAAGUUGUGCAAGGCUGAUGACAGUUUCAUUUCUAUGCAUUUCAGCUCUGUGCUGAAAACGCGAGUUCUGGUUGAAAAUACAUUUGGGUCUGAAGAAACACAUAAUUUAUUAGUGGUUGAAUGCGCAGAUAAGAAGAAAUUAUUUAAAACACCAUCUAAAAUUGAAGACAAUAAAAAAAAGUUAUUUAAAGCACUAUCCUCUGUAGUAGAAAAAAGGCAUGAAAAAAAAAUUAUUUUUAUUACUCAGGAAAAUAAUCCUUUGAUUGAGGAAUUUAAAAAUAAUUUGACUGAAAAAGUUAAGUGGAGCGAGGAAACAGAUGAGAAUAACAGCUUGACUGAUCUGAAACAGACCUCACUAGAAAAACUCUGGAAAAGAGAAAUUUUUGAAUUUCAAGAAGGACAAAAGUGUGUAAGUUUGAGUACAUUGUUGGCAAGUGAAAAAUCAGAAUAUUCAUUACGGAAAGCAAUUGAAGGAGAUCUUUUAUUUGGUUUGAUUAAAGGUAGUAAAAAUAUUAAGAUAGGCAAAGCUCCAAAAGAUUCAAAGUACGAUCAUGUUAAAGAUUACUUCAUCAACCGGGAAUUUUUCCGACAUGAAUACAUUCAUAAAAAAAUUGAGCAGGAGUCUAAAUUCUACGUAAUUCGCCAGAAACAGGACAAUCCUCCGUUAACAAAAGAUAUAAUAGUAAUUUCUGACACAGAUGAAAAGUUCAAGCAGUGCUGUUAUAAGUAUGCAUACAAUAACAUUCACUGGCUCAAGCAGGCUGAAAAUAAUUAUGUAUGGCAGCAGUCUAUGGGAAGUAUAUCAGAAUUACAUAAAUUCAUAGACAGGGAAGUGGAAGAUUCGAAAAUCAGAAAAACAAAACUAAAUAGCAUUAUGGAUGUACCUGAUGAAGUGGUCCUUAUUGCUGCUGCCCCUGGUAUGGGGAAAUCAAUCAUCUUCUCACAUUUAGCAAUUAAUACACAGUUUACCUCAAGUCAUUUAUGGAUUUUGAGGUGUAAUCUGAAAGAUUAUUCAGAAGAGUUAUUUAAGUGGAAAAAGGAAUCUGGUGUGGAAGAAGCAAUAAAAUUCCUUUAUAAAAUUACAGAAUUUUCAUGCAAAAAAGAAAUUGUAGAAUUUGACUUUUUACAUGUACAAAAUACUGAAAAAGUAGAUUUGAAAUGCGAUAAAUUGAAAAUGAUGAAAUUGUCAUCAUUAUGCCUGUUUGAAAUCCAAUUAUUUACGCAUUUUCUAAAUCAGCGCAACAUAGCUCUAUUACUAGAUGGAUUUGAUGAAAUCAGUCCAUUAUACGAAGAAAAACUUAUCAGAUUUAUUCAGGUCUUGAAACGUCAUACACAAAAAAUAUGGAUGACUACUCGCCCUCUUGAAGCUCUAACAAAAGCAGAAAAUUUGUUCAAUACAUUUUCAUACAAGUUGUACCCAUUUACUUUCACUGACAGCAUAAAUUUCUUAACUAAAUUUUGGAAGAAGGAAUUAGAACUAGUUGAACUGGUUGAACAAUGCUCCGAAGCAUUUAUUGAUAAACUGCUACAAAUAUUUUUAAGAAGUACAGACUAUUCUGAAAAAAAUUUUGCUAGUUUUCCAUUGCAAAUAUACAUGACUGCCAAAAUGUUCUUAAAUUUAUUCAAAAAAAUUUAUCAAUCAAAAAAUCAGAAACUCCCUUUAAAAGAUAGAAAUGAAUUCCAAAAAAAGUUGAAUUUUAACACACUAUAUCAUUAUGAGGACUUCAUAAUAGAAAAAUUUUAUGAAGAGCAGAGAAAAUCAAAUCCUGGUUAUGAUCACACUAUUUACACAGUAGAGAAUUCUUUUAGACAUGAAAAUGAAUGUAUCAUAAAUUUUUAA
Molecule: messenger RNA, 3522 nt
Organism: Planococcus citri (citrus mealybug)
Lineage: Eukaryota; Metazoa; Arthropoda; Insecta; Hemiptera; Pseudococcidae
Exons: 4
Coding region: 454-3522 (1022 amino acids)
Source: RefSeq, a predicted model, not a curated record